Molecule: messenger RNA, 1611 nt
Organism: Exophiala aquamarina CBS 119918
Lineage: Eukaryota; Fungi; Ascomycota; Eurotiomycetes; Chaetothyriales; Herpotrichiellaceae
Exons: 1
Coding region: 1-1611 (536 amino acids)
Molecular function (GO): oxidoreductase activity
Source: RefSeq, a predicted model, not a curated record
AUGUCACCGCCGCAUAUAAUACCGCAUGUCGCCGUGAUCGGCGCCGGAAUGGCGGGUCUGCGCUGCUCGACAGUGCUCGCACGCAGCGGAUUUAAGGUCACCAUCCUGGAGGCGCGCAACCGCAUCGGCGGGCGUGUCCACCAGCAGAGCUCAGGAGGGCAUCUGGUUGACAUGGGACCAAACUGGAUCCACGGCACUAAGGGCAAUCCGAUCCUGACGCUGGCGGAGAAGACGCACACGGCUGUCCUGGAGCCCGAGGAGGACAGCGCGCUGUUUGGCUCGGAUGGGCUGAGGCGUCCAGAGGCCGAAGCCAAGGCACUAUCCGCGAAAAUUUGGGGGUUGAUUGCCGAUGCGUUCAAGUACUCGGAUGAGAACUGGCUCGAUCCGCAAAUGAGCCUGUUUGACUAUAUCAAGGCGAGGCUGGACGAGGAUGACAAGCUGGAGACAAGAAACCGCGUCAACAGGCUGAAGCUCGACAGGAGAGAUCUCCUCCGUCAUGCGGAGAUGUGGGGCCCGUUCAUCGGCGACCCGAUCCAGACCCAGAGCAUGAGGUUCUUCUGGCUCGAGCAGUGCAUCGAGGGCGAGAAUGUCAUUGUGGCGGGCACCUAUCGCAAUAUCCUCGCCGAGGUCGCGAGGCUGGCGCUCGAGCACGAGCAGCGGGACAACGUGGACCUGAGGCUCGACACCGAAGCCGUGCAUUUCGAACUGGCUCGCGACGGUACCGACCGUAAUGACGAGGACAAAGUCACAGUUACCACGGCGGCUGGGGACAAGCUGUCCUUCAACGACAUCGUUCUCACGGCGCCGCUGGGGUGGCUGAAGAGAAACAAAGAUUCGGCAUUUACACCGGCCCUCCCGUCGGGGCUGUCCCAGGCGAUCGAUAACAUCAACUACGGUCGCCUUGAGAAGCUGUACGUCACAUUUCCAUCCGCGUUCUGGCUCGGUGAGGGUGGGCGCGACACAUCACGUCACCCUAUCUUCACGCAGUUUCACAGCCCGAACUACGUAGAGCACCCAGAAGGUGCGUCAUGGAACCAAGAGAUUGUGUCACUUGCUCAUCUGCCCGGUCCCAACGCGCAUCCGACGCUGUUGUUUUAUAUCUACGGGCCUUGCGCGACAUGGGUGGUCGAGCAGGUCACGAAUCUCACGCCGCAUUCUGACACCUACAAUGCUGUGCUUGCGAAGUUCGCGGAACCAUUCUACAGUCGUUUGCCGAAUUACUCUCCCAGCACGAAUGCGGCGUGCAUACCGAAAUCGUUCCUGAUGACGCAGUGGCAGAACGACAAAUUCGCGGGGAACGGCAGCUACUGUAACUUCCAAGUCGAUCUGGAACAUGGGGAUAAAGAUAUAUUGGCGAUGCGGUGGUCAUGUGGAAUGGGCGCUGAAAAGGGCCUGUGGUUGGCAGGCGAGCAUACGGCGCCGUUCAUUGCGUUGGGGACAACGACCGGUGCGUAUUGGAGUGGCGAGGGAGUUGCUACUGACAUUUGUGAACGCUACGGGAUUGCGAAGGCAGAGGACUCUUGUGAGGUUGAGCAACAGGGGCAAAAGAAGGAUGUUACUUCAGCGAAGGAGAACGGAGAUGCAGCAAACUUGAACGGUUUAGCUCUCUGA